Molecule: messenger RNA, 1831 nt
Organism: Leguminivora glycinivorella
Lineage: Eukaryota; Metazoa; Arthropoda; Insecta; Lepidoptera; Tortricidae
Product: protein CDV3 homolog
Exons: 6
Coding region: 137-847 (236 amino acids)
Cellular component (GO): cytoplasm
Source: RefSeq, a predicted model, not a curated record
GAAACAGUCGGCCACGCUUGCCACAAAAAUCAUUUUCACGUUUGGGGGCAGAAAUUCCCCCUUUUUGUUUCGCUCUAAUAUUACUGUAAUUAAACGUUCACUGUUGUUACCAUACAAGUGUUAAACAUAGUAAGUCAUGGCCGAUUUAGACGAUUUCUUUGCGAAAAAAGACCGCAAAAAAAAGUCUGUCAAAAAAUUUGCAACCGCCGAAGAGAUGGCUAAGAAAUUGGAUGACGGCAAACAGAAAUCAGAAGUAAGGCCUAAGAAAGAGCGGCCAGCGCAGGAAGGCGAGGAGGGAGGCCGAGCUGGGGAGGAGGAAGAAUGGAAGGAGUAUGAAGAGCCGGUGAAGGACUACACGGGGCUCAAGAUUCAGGUGCUGCAGGGUGGCCCGGCGCCCGAGGCUCAAACUGCCUCUGAGGAGUCAGCCCCCGAAGGUGGCAAGACUAAGGGACCAUGGAACAAGCCACAGGAACAAGUGGCGCCGCCCCCGGAGCCCGAGAAGCCCAAGGAGGUGAAGCCGGCGCCCCCCGCCUCCACCGCCUACGUGCCCCCGUGGCGCGCCAGCAGCCGCGAGCCGAGCCGCUCCGGCGGCACGCCAACAAGCACGCGCCCGACAUACACAGUGACGAUUCAUUCCCCGUGCUCGGAGCGGCGGCGGCGGGGCUGCGGCGGGAGGCGGCCGGCUGGAGCACGGCGGCCGGCGGCGGCGCCGCGCAGCGCGCCACCAACCUGCGCCAGCCGCUCGCGCUCGGGAACCGCUUCAACGAGCUGCAGGACGACAGCUAGCCAGGUAACACCAACCUCCAGGAAGCAUCAAAGUGAAGUGUCAAUAAGGACUUUAAGCUAAGCGAAACGCCUAGCACUCAAUCCGGACUACAGUGCACCCAGACCAACGCGUCACUCAGUCUACCGACAGUUGCUACGUUCCUAAUUCAAAAAUAAGGGCAUUUUGUUUUGUUGUCAAUUUCACUUUUUUUUUAAUAUCACACUUUUUCGAAAGCCUGGCCAGAAAUAUAUGACUAUGCGCGCCAUGUUGCGGAAUUUCAUUAGAACUAUUUUCUUCAUACUAUUCUGAACUGGCACCCCAUACAUCAGAAUAACAACAAUUAUCAUAUUAUAUAUCUGGUCAGGCUUUACCCAGAAUCGCGAGUUUCUUCGAUUCGAAUAUGAGACAAAAAUUACCUGAAAUUUUCAUAUUUUUUUUUUGCUUUCCUUUUUCCUCUGAGCUAUGAUCUAAACAAGUUCUAUGAGAAUAUAACUCGGUGGAAAUAAAAAUGUAAGACUUUCUCCUGCGGAAUCGAAAGAGCUCAUGAUUCUGAGAAGAAAAAGUAUUAAAAAAUCCACGUUUGAUUAAAAAAAAGUAAAACAGACAACAAAAUAAUAAUCCGCCCGUAAAUGAACUUCCCAAGUGCAAUAAUUAUUGUAUCUGUAAAAAAAAUAUUUUAUAACGAUUUUUAAAAAAUGUUGCCAGUUAUAGACAAUAAGGAACGCAUGUUGGUUUCUUUUUUUUUGCGUAGUGUCAGUGGAUGGAAGGCAACUGUCACAGAUUAAAAAAAAGUGUAAAAAGCUAUAAAGUGUUACUUGUAUACAUUGACAUUUUUUUACGUUUUUAUUGAGAUAUUAAAACUGUGUUGAGGAACAAAUAAAUUGGUUAAAUAAGAAAAAGCCGUGCAAGCGUGGUUUGAUCUAUUUUUUGUAUUAAUGUGAAAAUAUAACGCGUUUUGGUUAAAAAUGGACUGGUUUUGUUAUUUAAUUGUACAUUAUGGCUCUAAAGUUGAUCGGCAAUCAUUCUGAAACAUGUACCAUAGUAAUAAAUUAUGUAUUUAAACUU